CCCCACUUCAGCCAAUCCCAUAUCAGCAUGGCCCCUCCAUCACUCCUCAGUUUCCAAGGUAACUGGGCUGCCCUCCUGAAAGGCGCUACAUCAUCAGCAUCCGUCCAGCGAGGGCUGCUCGAGGCAGGCAGCCCUGCAGUAGAUCGUAUAGCAGGCACCUCCCUCACACACUGGAAGGAGAAAUGGAGUAGUGGAGUACUGUUAUGUUAAACCAAAAGCCCCAUUCUCAGGAUCACACUGUGUUUCGCCAUGAACGUCACUGUAUCGCCAAUGGCUAGCGAGGCUUCCUCGCCUAUGAUAACCUCUGUGACCCCAACCCUGGAACCUGGCCCUGAUAAACACGAUGAUUCUGAUCUAUGUGUGCCCACUGUUAGCGGGGAUGGGGAGACCCAGAAACAAGAUACCUACCGCAGGUACCAGAAGCCCCCUCCACUCCACACAGGGGCCGACUGGAAGGUGGUUCUUCACCUGCCGGAGAUCGAGACCUGGCUGAGGGCCACAACAGAAAGAGUGAGAGAACUUACACACUCUGUGCAGCAAGACAGCAUCAACAGACAUGUGGAUGUGCACCUGGUACAACUCAAGGACAUCUGUGAAGACAUAUCCGAUCAUGUUGAGCAGAUCCAUGCACUGCUGGAGACAGAGUUCUCCCUGAAGCUCCUGUCCUACUCGGUGAACAUCAUAGUGGACAUCCGGAGCGUUCAGCUCCUGUGGCACCAGCUGCGAGUGUCCGUGCUGGUUCUGAAGGAGAGGCUUCUCCAAGGCCUGCAGGACUCCAACGGCAACUACACCCGCCAGACCAACAUCCUGCAAGCCUUCAGCCAGGACCAUGACGAGGCUCGACUGGAGGCUUUGACAGAAGUGGACGACUCUGGUCAACUGACCAUUAAGUGCAGUCAGGACUACUUCUCUCUGGACUGUGGCAUUACUGCUUAUGAACUGAGUGACUACAGUCCGAUCGAGGACCCAGAGGGCCGAGGGCCACGUUCCCUAUAUCCUGAAUUGGAACAAGACUUUCCUGAACUGCUUCAGAGUGUGGAUCUCCUCAGCAUCGCAGCUUCAAGACAGAACCAGGCGUCAUCUCCACCUGCAGAAGUUCCAGUAACCUGCACCCAGGAACAGCAAGAGACAAUCAACAGCCCUGCAAAAGGGGACAGCACUCCAGCGUCAACAAUGCAAAGUGUGACGCCACAGGGAGACAGCAGCCUUGGCCUUUCCAAACGCCCUUUCCAGGGCAGCUUUAGGAGUGAAGUGUCUCCCACACAGCCAUUGCCAAAGAAGCCAGUGUAUUUGGAGGGAGAUGGGGAGACAAAGUGCAAUAGACCUUCACCUCUUCGGUACCAGGCUGACUUGAGCAGAAGCACACCCUCUCUGUUGGACCCACCCGAUCGCUCAAAGUUUUGGCUGGAGUUGGAGUCAGUUUAUCCGGGCAAUGGGAGUCAAUCUUACGAGAGUCUCAAUGGGAGGAACUUGCAAACAGGUCAACAGGCAGCUCUCAAGAGGCCCCUUGUGCAAAUUCAAAUACCCCUCGAGAGGCGUUCAUCUGAGGCGAAGCCAGGAUUCCACAUGCAGAACCACUUAAAGAAAAUGCACGUCAAAGCCGAGCAGGCUAACAGUGACUCUUCCAGCUCUCCAUCAUCCGGGGAGGAUAUCUCCGACCACGACCCACGAGAAAUGUCCUCCAGCCCGGAUGAUCAUGCUCCGAGAUCUCUGUGGAUCAUGAACCAAAAUGGCUUGUGCAUCUCAAACGCAUCAGGUAGCCCAAAAGAACACUGGUACGGCUCGGAUGAGUUUCUCGCCCUUCCUGCCCAGCUGAAGAAGACGGAGAUGUUGGCGUUUAAGCUGGAAAGCCUGGCUCAAGCUUUACCGCAAACAUGCCUGCAAGAGCCCAUUCAGGAUGUUGAUGAUUGGGAACUCACUGAGGUCAACCCUGAAUGGGAGAACAGCUCCGACCUCCUUCAUCACUCUUAUAAGAAGCCUUUCGCAGCAGGGAGGUUUUCACCUGCCUCCUCAAGUGAUGUUGCUCCAUCUGUAGAUGAGAGCAUUGAGUCUGGGCCCCUCAGUGACCUGCUGUCAGAAGACGAGGGGGCGAGGUGUACUCCUGAGUCCAGAAGAAACAUAAUAGCUGGAUGGCCCAGUGCACCAAAGAUGAUGUUUCAGUGUACACCCAUGAUACAGCAACUACUAGAGGACAUACAGCACCAGGAGAACUACCAGGAUGUUUGGGGAAAGAUAGAGGGUUUUGUUAGCAAGCUGGAUGAGUUUAUCUGUUGGCUGCGAGAUGCUUUAGAAACCACGGAGAACUGGACGCCACCCAGAGCAGAUAUCGACAGCCUCAAACUCUACCUGGAAACACACCUUAGUUUCAAGCUGAAUGUGGACAGUCACAGCGCUCUCAAAGACUGUCUCCUGGAGGAGGGACGACAGCUUCUGGAACUCAUCAUCUCCCACAAAUCAGGGUUGCGGGAUAUGCUCCAUAUGAUCGCUCACCAGUGGCUGGAACUUCAGAGGCAGAUUCGCCGUCAGCACAGCUGGAUGCUGCGCACGCUGAACGCUCUCAAAUCCCAAAUCCUGUACAGUGAGAGGGACGAGGAACAGAAAACACAGCAUCAUCAUGACAGCCCUGAGGUCGAGGUCCAGCAGAGCUAUCGAGAGGCCCAGAAAGAUGUUUUGGAUCAGAUGAGAGUUAAACUGAAGAGUCAAGAGUACUGCUCCAACAGCAGAAGUGUGGAUUUCACCCUUUUGUCCAAGUCUAACAGUCUAUCAGAGUUUGAGGCUGAGUAUCAGGAGCUCUGGGAUUGGCUGAUGGAUAUGGAAUCCAUAGUAACGGACAGCCACGAUCUGAUGAUGUCAGAAGAACAGCAGCAUCACCUGUAUAAGGGGAACAGUGUGGAGAUGUCCAUGUGGCUCCCAAAGAAGACACAACUUCUGGGUUUGUCUGAAUCUCUGAAGAGGAGCUGUGCUGAACUUCCAGCUAACUUUGACCAGCGACUGAACACCCUGAGGAGCAAAUGGGAUCAACUCGAGAAAACCCUUUCUGAGCACAUGGAACCCAGUGUGGGCAAUCAAAACCCCCAAGAUCUUCUGUCUCCAGACACCAAAAGGAUGGUGACCCAGCUGGAGCACAGGAUCAAGGAGUUAAAGAGCUGGCUAAGAGAAACUGAGCUCUUCAUCUUCAAUUUGAAUCUCAGACCAGACGCACAACGGUGUGAGAGCAGCGACCAAGAAAACGAUGACCCACAACAUGACCCACAGGCUACCAAACUAAUCCAGCACUUCAAGGCUCUCUGUAUGGAGGUGCGGGGCAGACGGAAGGGUGUUUCCUCUGUGCUGAAGCUCUGUCAGAGGCUGCUGGAGGGGCCUGAACAUCAGAGCUCAGACACAGAAAGACAAUCGCUGCAACUACUGCAGGUCAAUCUGGAGAGACGCUGGGAGGCCAUCAUCAUGCAGGUCCUACAGUGGCAGACCAGACUCAAAUGCUCGCUGGGCAGAGAACAGGUCCCAGGAAACCUCAUUGAGCCUUCACUCAUGGACCUACAUGGCCCGACAGAAGACUCCUGGGAGUGGGAUGAGAUGGACAUGGCCAUCAGCAAUCUUGAGUCACAGGACUGUGAAGAUAAGCAAAGCCCUGAAUCUGAAUUGCACCUUAAUUUCCCAAAGGAGCCUCUGAGACUCACUGAGUCACGCCCAAAUGGCACAGGUUGUGAAACAACCUUUGGCAACAUGGAAGCGAAUGCCACAUCUUCCCGUGUUUAUCAGGUGUACAGUUUGCAUAACAUUGAACUCUACCAACAACCCCAAUAUAAUCAUAAAUCAUCUUUAACCAAAGCCAAGUCCCAGCAGCCACUAUUGAAGAGCCUGAGCAUGGAUUCCUCGUUCUCUUCAGCUGAAUCGCUGCCUGAUAUCCUGGGAGAACUCUUGAAAGGGAAGCAGGCUCUGCUAUCAGAGUCGGCCAGGAGAUCGGAGAGCGAAAGUGGGAUAGUCAGCGAAGGAGACACGGAGACCUCGGGUAACUCAGAGACCUGUUUGCUUUCUCAAAGCGAAGAUCCAAAGGUCUGCGUUUCUCUAACUCCAUCCACACGAGAAGAUUUACUCAAUGGAGAUAGAGUCUCUGAUGACGAUAUAGACAGGGUUUUGGAACGUGCCAACAAGAGUGUAGAAUAUGGAGACUGUCACACCAUUGGGAGUAGUGACCAACGAUGGCAUAUGUUGAGAAAAAAGAGAGAGGAUGGUCAGGAAAGCAAGAAAAAAUGCCACAAGGAACCAGUGCAGAUCCUCAUCAAUGGCCAUGGCCUAAGCCUUGAGGUUAAUGACAAAAACCACCGCACAGAAGAUGACGAGAGGGUAACCACAAAAAAAAAUCUCCAAAAGGAGUUCACACAACUAUCCCAAGGGUCCUCCCCCGACUCCCUUUACGCAGUAGGAGAGUUAUUUCCAUCAAGCAAAGAGGCACUAACUCGUAGCACUUCCCUGGAAAGCUGUCUUAUUCCAUAUAAGAGUUCAGAGGAUGCUGGCAGCAAGGAAAGUCUAAGAGACAUUGGAUUGGCAGUGGAGCCCACAGGCGAGCUAAGCAGAAGAACUCUGGAGCUGCUCAAACGCCUUGAGAAAAUCCAAAGCCCUCUUGCCCUGAAGAUGACACGUAGCAUUUCUGACGUAACGCUCCAGAGCAGCUCACUGUGGCGUGGGUCACGCUCGGCUGGCGCUCCCUCAUCCAUUAACGAGAGCUCUGCAGCCUCUCUGACAGAGCUGAGCAGCACUGAAGACUCAUCGGUGGCAUCUGAAGACCUGGCUGUACAAAUGAACCGCUGCAUGGAAUCCAAUGCAUCAUUCCAAAAGCAGUGCCGCAGCCAGCAACAAACCGACGAGGCUGAUGCUAGCAUCAGUAUGGUUGUCAAUGUAUCCUGCACCUCAGCCUGUACGGAUGAUGAAGAAGACAGCGAUCUUCUUUCGAGCUCUACUCUGACUCUCACCGAAGAAGAGCUUGGUAUUAAAGAUGAUGGCUCUAGCAUAACUUCAGAGGAAGAGUACAUUGAAGGUUCCUUCAAUCUUGGGAUCGACUACACGAAGGGUGAAUUUCAGAGUUGGAUGAAGCCCAGAUCUCAGUGUAGAGAGAAAAAUGAGGCAGAUCUCGUGGAUGAAUUGCAGUGUGGCACCAUGUCGAGAGAAAUCCUGUCACCCGUUAAGACUGCAGAUGAUCGGCACUUUCUUAGCCGUCCUGCCUUGAAGCUCUUGGAAGUGAACACUAAUGCUAAAAAUGAGAGCCUUAAGCAACAAGAGGUGGACAGCAAACUUCGGGACACCACCAGGAGCUAUAUCAGUCGCUUUGUUGAUGAUAUGGAGAACGGUAAUGUCGAGAGCUCUCCAAUCAAAGGAAAGGAUGAAGAUGACGAGCUGCUCAGGGAAGAGGGAAGUCUGCUUAUUAGGAAGGGGGAGUCAUUUAAAGGCUGUUACAUGAUGGAUGCUGUAAAUGGUGUCAAAAGUGAUUUGCUUACCGCCACCUCUCCGUCCUCAUGUGAACAGCUGAGCUUAAACUCCAAAGAGUCAUCACUGGAGGGACAACUGAAAGGCGAGCUUCCCUGUCACAAUUCUCACCAUCCUUCCCCCUCUGUCUCGCCGGUGGAGGAGUGCUUGGGGUUAGCCGCACAUGCUCACAGCCGAGAAAAGCAACUCGCUGCCUUUCUGAAUGACGUCCAUGAGAACCAUCAAGAAAGCUCUUCAGAUACCUGCAGCCACCAUGUUUUCAUCUCUGAAGAGGUCAAGAGCGAGAAUGUUCAUGAUUUUGUCAUGGAGAUCAUUGAUAUGGCAUCUGUCGCCCUGAAAACCAAAGAGGCACAGGCAGACCAGCCUACGGAGGUUUCUAACCCAACAUCUGUUUCUCAGAUCAGAGAAAAGGUCCUUGAGCACUCCCAUCGGCUUAUCAAUCUUCGCAAGGGAGACUUCUACUCCUAUCUGUCGCUAUCCUCGCACGACAGUGACUGUGGAGAGGUCAGCACCUGCACGGAGGACAAGAGCAGCACCCCGAUCCUGUUCAGUACGCCAGAUAUCCGUGACGAAGAGCCGCUCUUUGAGGCCUGCACAGAGGAAGUGUACCUAGGCCCUCCUCUCCUUUACAGCAUGUCCGUUAGCAAACGGCCUACGAGACAUGGCACCCUCUGUCUCCCAAGCCCAGCACCUCCAUCCUCCUGUGAUGAAUACCAAAAAGCACAUGGUAUUUCUCAAGCAAGUGUAGCGGGUAGCCAGUCAGAGUGCCAUAAUGAGGCGCCUUAUCUUAAUCCUUUACCAUGUGAAACCCUCUUAGAUACUGUUGAAUGUUUUGCAGACACUAAAAUGCUUGAAUCCAAUAUUUCCCCUGUAAUGACUAAGAUUAGAGUCUCUUGCUCCCCUACAAAUCCUUUAAAGGAGGAAGGGACCCUUUAUAUUAAUCCCAAAAUUAACUGUACGCUGAUAAGAAAGACUGAUAACGAUGAAAGGGCCCCUGCUUCACAGUUGAUGAGACACAAGAAUGCCGGAAAAGGGCGCAGCUCUCUUCAGGAAGCCAAGUCGACUCGUAAACAGUUGGCAAGGUCAGAGAACAGCAGUGGUGUUGUGGAGGGCCGCAGGGCUCAGAUCAGUGGUCCGCAGACAGAUAGCUCAUCUGCAGGAAGGAGUAGAGUCAGCAGCAGGCCUCAGGUCAAGAGAUUCUCUGGAAGUCUAUCCACGCCUAACUGAUCUAGUUAAAGCCAUCUGAAGGCUUGCACACCAUCUCUGCAUGGUGACUUUUGGGUCUGGAAUCUAUACCCACUUGGAUGUUAGUGCAUGGGCCGCUAGUCUGGCACUUUAGAGACCUCAGUUCUUCAUCCUCAGCACCCUCAUCCUCUUCCUCCUGGCUGCUUUAAUAUCUCUACCCUCUGGUGACGUUAUUGUGACCCACCACUCCCAAGCUCCACCCUGGACUGAGCUGUUUCACCAGUCUUCCACCAUCCUUAUCCAGUUUGACACUUAAAUUCACAGAUAUACACAUAAAACCUCUUGUUAUAUCCAUCAUUACCUGAUAAUACUCUUUCUGGUCAACCAGCUGCCGCUAUCAAGUUGUUUGUAACCCUUAGGGUCAAAGCUGAGGUGCGUUACUUGAGGGUCGCUUCAACCAAGUUAUAGAUUUAAGAAAUAAUAAUCAGUAAUGUGGCUCUAAUCAGUCUUGAUUGGGACGUGAGGUCAUGAUCGUCACAUUUUCAGAGAAAAAACUGGCUUCACGUUCCUCUGAGAAAUGACUGAUGUAGCGCUACAAUUUCUAUGCAACACAACGGUUGUAUGAUGUUGUGUGGCAUGUGAUUUUUUUUGGCAGUUUGAUGCGAUAUUUAUUUAUUUUUUUUACUCCCUGAGAAGAAAGCAAUGUAUAAACAUUAAAUUUUGUGCCUUGCAGUUAUCACAUUUAGUUAAAAACACUGCUUUUCUUUGUUGUGUGUUCAGUCAGUGGUGAGAAAGCAGAUGUGCGGACAAAGGCUGAUAUUGAUGAAUGGGCAUCUGUAAAUAUGUAAACUCUAUGUUCAAACCCUGGUGUAUAAUGAUGUCAUAAUUACUUCAUGUUCGUGUAUGACUGUUUGUGUUAUGUGAUGUGGAUAAAUAGACAACUGUUAGACUGCAUGGUAAACUAUGUACAAGAAAACUUCCAUAAAUAAACCUAAUUUAAUGAA
Myxocyprinus asiaticus (Chinese sucker) is the source of this 7670-nucleotide messenger RNA. Its product is annotated as A-kinase anchor protein 6-like. Bases 250 to 6708 code for a protein of 2152 amino acids. NCBI's taxonomy places the organism in Eukaryota, Metazoa, Chordata, Actinopteri, Cypriniformes, Catostomidae. The record is from RefSeq and is a predicted model, not a curated record. The transcript is spliced from 15 exons.